Messenger RNA from Nematostella vectensis (starlet sea anemone), 2913 nucleotides. RefSeq lists its product as uncharacterized. The transcript is spliced from 6 exons. Bases 257 to 1732 code for a protein of 491 amino acids. Lineage: Eukaryota; Metazoa; Cnidaria; Anthozoa; Actiniaria; Edwardsiidae. The record is from RefSeq and is a predicted model, not a curated record.
GGUCGAGGUCAGAGUGCAUUGACGACUUGGUAAAAUAGUCGUUCAGUUUUGCACGCUCGCAUUCGAAUUCCGUUUAUUAAUUUCUGGCUCGUAAUUCAUACGUCCUCUACAAGGCAACGGGACAGAUCGGAACUUACGCAGUAACACAAAUCAUUUGAUUACAUCAUAACGACCCUACUGAUGCGUUUUGUGGUAAGCUUAUGGCUCUUUUUCCUUCCAUGAAAAUUGUAAAAAAAAAAUUAAUCAUAUUAAGGAGAUGGCAAGACAGUUGGCUGCACUUCCCAAGUUUGACCUGUAUAGGAGUAAAGGAAGAAAGUUUACAGCUGGUGAUAGUGCCAGCCAUGCCCAGUUACAGCUUAAAUUUGAGGGUCUAAACAGCAACCAACCUAUAGUUUCUUCUGAGCCUGGGGGUAAUGUAUUGAAUCAGACUCAGCAGGCAUGUGUGGAAGGUUUAACAAAUGACCAACAAACUUCAUGCAAAUCUAAAAAGAAAAAGAAAUCUAAAAAGAAAACACAAACCACUGAUGGUAAUGUCAAUGCGGCCACUCCGGAGGAGUUGGUUGUAGUUCCGGUUAAUGAUACAGAAAUGAAAUUCAAGCUAUUGGACUCAAAUGGAUCAAGAACUGUAGCAAUGAACCAGAGGCUUGUAGCAGACAUUUCAUCUGGAGAAAAAGAAGGAAAUUUAAAAGAAGACAAUAAAAAUUACUUAGAAAGUGAUGAAAUGUUGAAAAGUUCUUGGAGUGAGCCGGCUUGUACUAUAGCGGAUUCCACUAUGCUGGAUGGGCCUCCAUUUGGUUUCCCUCUUUCUGCUGAUCAACUUAUUAAUUCUGCUCUUGGUUUACUCUCUGAAGCAACUCUUCAAAGUAUAGACAAUGAACACACUUCACCCCCAUCUACAUCGCUAAAAAACAUGUCAAUUAGCCAAAAAGGUACUGAUAUUAAGGAGCUUAGUGUUUCUGUGAAAGUUGAUGAGUUUAGCACUGUAGGGGUGAACAAACCAUUAUUGGAAAAAUCUGAAUGUAUGUUAACAUGCACUGGAGAAGAGUUGCAGAGUCUUGAGGAUGAAGGCUGGGAACAGCCUAGGAGAUCUAAAAAGAAGACAGAUCCUGUUAAAUCUCACAAGGAGUGCAAGCUAAGUGACAAUACUAGGAGAAACAGAAGGGGGAUGAAUAGAAAUGAUAACAAGUUUGGCCACAAGGGGCAAAAUCAACACACAGAGACACCUUCAAUGAACUAUAAGCAAGACAUGAAGGAUGGCAUUGGAAGUAAUCAUAAUGGAUGUCUAAACAAUACACAGCUGCCAUGCAGUGGUGCACCAGAGAGUGGUAAUAAUGACGUCAAAGACAGACCCACAGUGCUGACUUUGCAAGACAGUGCAGCAUUCUCUUAUCGGGAUGCUCUCCUCAAAGCCAAGAGCAGCAAGACUAAAGAAGAUUUACAAUACAGCAGUGACAGUGGUGUGGACGCCAAUAGCGUCAGCUCAUGCGACUCUGGUAUUCAGUCACCUGUCCUAGUUAAGGAUCACUUUAAUCACAAAGAGUGCGUAGACUUUCUCACUAAAGGAUGGAUGGAGGUUCAGGAGCAGAUCAAGAAAGGUCCAGGUCAAGUGAUAUAUUACAAUGAUACCACAGACUUUCAUGGGAGAAAACACCCUGGAGGUGGUCAUGUGAAGCAAAGGGGUUAUUUCAAUCGGCAGAAGGGAGCAAGGAACUCUUUCACUACAGCAAGAUGAUGAUACCUAUGCUUAGUUCAGUAUGGGGUACAGAAUUUUGCUUUUAGAUAGGUAACAAGAAACAGCGUAAAAGAAAGUAACAGGGCACUGGUGCACAUGUCUUUGCCUAAAAGGACGGUUUAUUUUUCUCCUAUUUAAAUCUUUAUGUCUGUCUGGCCCCCUAUUUUUCAUGUCUGACUGUCCAUCUUUCUUUCUGUCUCUGUCUCUGCUUUACUUUCUGUCUAAUUAUCUUUCUUUUUCUAAUGCCUAGUGCGCACUAGUGACAUAAAGACGUGGGCGUGCACACUCUGUUUAGCCUGACAUAACUGUCUGUCUGUCUUUCUCUUUCUCUGUCAAUCUGUUUGUUUUUAUUAUUUUCUAUCCCUCUUGGAUCACUUUUUUUUAUCUCUUGGUUGCUGGUAAUGUAAUUUAUGAAUAGACUUAGAAAUGUCUUUAAAUAUUCAGUCUCUAACAUUUCAGCAGAGCAGAUCCAUUGAUUGAUUUUCUCUCAUGUCCCACUUAUAUUGUUUGUGGGAUUAAAUAUUUUAUGGUUUCCUACAUUGGUAUCCCAGCUUUGUGAUACAUUUUAGGUGCAAUAAUAGUAAUAGUAACAUUCUGAAUUCUUAUAAAUUCCAUAAGUAUGUACGCACAACUGGCCAAGCCACGUGCACUGUUCAGUGUUUGAAUAAGUUUCAAAAAAGUUGUUUCUCAGAAUAUUUAAGUGAUGCUGAAUGGCAUACAGCCAUUGCUCAGGGCAACAAUACUCUCAGUACUAUUUUUCUCCUGUUGAUUAUUCAGUCUUACUCUUUCUUGGUUGAUACAAGCUCUAGCUUCGUCUUAUCAUGCGCAUGAGGCAGAGAGGGUGAGGGUUUCUUUUGCCCCAAGUAAGUGGAGCGCUAAUUGAAUACCUAAAGGGCAUGAAAUUGAAUUUAUCCCAAGACAGCUAAGUAAGUCAGAGUUGGAUUUGGGAUCAGCCAGGAGACUUGGGACGUAGGGGUCUUGGGUCCUGGGAUCAUACUGGGUUUCUGUAGAAAAAACAAACAAAUUUUAUACCCUUUCCUUAAAAAUAUUUUGGGCAAGUAUUAAAUGGACACUUCCUUAUGAUGUACAGGGUUGUAAAGACAGGAUUUAAGUGGCUUGCCACUUUGUGUGAAUUUUCUAUUUGGUGGACACAUUUUGAUAAAUGAGAAAAAUUGUGAUAA